This is a messenger RNA of Fusarium keratoplasticum, 882 nucleotides long. RefSeq lists its product as uncharacterized. The coding region runs from base 1 to 882 and encodes 293 amino acids. The record is from RefSeq and is a predicted model, not a curated record. Gene Ontology annotation, biological process: cytosolic ribosome assembly. Lineage: Eukaryota; Fungi; Ascomycota; Sordariomycetes; Hypocreales; Nectriaceae. The transcript is spliced from 2 exons. Gene Ontology annotation, cellular component: mitochondrial matrix.
AUGUUCUCCGCUCGAUUCGUCGCUAGGUCGGCGCCCCGCGUCGUCGCCCGCCUCUCUGGCGCCGCUCUCCGACAGACUGCCCGCCCCAGCACCUUUGUCAAGGCUUCCUCUCUGCGACCUGCCGCCUCUGCUUUCUCUACCACCGUCUUCCGGAGGGCUGCCGCUUCCGAGACCGACGGUGAGCUCUCGGCCAAGCUUGAGAGCGAGAUCCAGAUCGAGGAGGACAUGAAGGCCAACGAGCAGGACCCCGCCAGCAUCAAGGAUUUCCUCAACAACAGCGCCUUUGAGCUCAUCGACACCCCCGGCCAGGAGGUUGUCAAGCUCGUCCGCAACUUUGGCGAGGAGAAGAUCACCGUCAGCUUCUCCAUCGCCGACAUCACCAACUACGACCCCUACGCCGAGGAGAACGCCCUCGAGGAGGAGGGUCUCGAGGAGGACCCCAGCCACCAGCGCAGCGCCCAGUCCAGCGGCCGCGCCAACGAGGAGAUUGACGAGGAGCUCGAGGACGACCUGGAGGACGAGGCCGCCGCCCCCAUCAACCUGUCCAUCGUGAUCGAAAAGCCCGGCAAGACCGAGGGCGCCCUCAACAUCGACGCCACCGCCCAGGACGGCAACGUCGUCGUCGAGAACCUCUUCUACUACGCCGACGCAAAGGUCGCCAAGGUCGAGUCCCCCGAGGCCGCCCAGAAGCGCGCCGACGUCUACCCCGGUCCCCCCUUCGGCAGCCUCGACGACGACCUCCAGCUCCUCAUGGAGCGAUUCCUCGAGGAGCGGGGCAUCACCCAGGCCCUCGCUGUCUUUGUCCCCGACUACGUCGAUGUCAAGGAGCAGCGCGAGUACACCCGGUGGUUGAGCAACGUCAAGGCCUUUAUUGAUGCUUAA